Messenger RNA from Salvelinus fontinalis (brook trout), 2394 nucleotides. RefSeq names its product dorsal-ventral patterning tolloid-like protein 1. The transcript has 16 exons. Bases 1 to 2394 code for a protein of 797 amino acids. The record is from RefSeq and is a predicted model, not a curated record. NCBI's taxonomy places the organism in Eukaryota, Metazoa, Chordata, Actinopteri, Salmoniformes, Salmonidae. Gene Ontology annotation, biological process: proteolysis. Gene Ontology annotation, molecular function: zinc ion binding; metalloendopeptidase activity; calcium ion binding.
AUGGACCGCGUUCCAGCCGUGGUGGCCGGUAAGAUGCGGUGGAUAACGUUGCUAGUAGUGGGUCUAACGGUCUGGACUACUCUGUCUCACUGCUUCGACUACGAAGAACCGAGUUUUGACUAUUACAACGAAGAAGACAGGACGGACAAUAUAGACUACAAAGACCCGUGUAAAGCCGUUGCGUUUUGGGGAGACAUUGCGUUGGACGAGGAGGAUCUGCGGAUGUUUCAGAUCGACAGGACAAUAGACGUGACGCAACACACACACACUCACACACACACUCACACACACACUCACACACACUCCAGACAAGGACAGACGACUGACUAUAGGCCUAUGAACUCCAGUCAAGAAUCAGCCUCCGGUCCCAGGACCCAGACUGGGAAAGCUGUUGCUGGAAAGACUGGGAAGGCUGGGAAAGCCGUAAAGAGUGGGAAUAGAGUGAAGUCAGCAAGAUUGGGGAAAACAGAGAAUGCCUGGAGCGUUGUUGUGAAGAGUCGUGUUCCUAGAGCAGCAACCUCCCGAGCUGAGAGGAUCUGGCCAGGAGGAGUUAUACCUUACAUCAUCGGAGGAAACUUCACUGGCAGUCAAAGAGCGAUGUUCAAGCAGGCGAUGCGUCACUGGGAGAAACUGACCUGCGUGACCUUCAUGGAGAAGACUGAAGAGGAGAGUUACAUCGUUUUUACGUACCGACCCUGUGGCUGUUGCUCCUACGUGGGUCGUCGUGGUAACGGUCCUCAGGCGAUAUCGAUAGGGAAGAACUGUGAUAAGUUUGGCAUCGUGGUUCAUGAGUUGGGUCACGUGAUCGGGUUCUGGCAUGAACAUACCCGGCCCGACCGAGACGAUCACGUCACCAUCAUCAGAGACAACAUACAACCAGGUCAGGAGUAUAACUUCCUGAAGAUGGAACCAGGAGAGGUGAACUCACUGGGAGAGUCGUACGACUUCGACAGCAUCAUGCAUUACGCUAGGAACACCUUCUCACGAGGUAUGUUUCUCGACACCAUCCUCCCAUCUAGAGAUGAGAAUGGGAUCCGUCCUGCCAUUGGCCAGAGAACCAGACUCAGUAAAGGAGAUAUAACUCAGGCCAGGAAGCUCUACAGAUGCCCCGCAUGCGGGGAGACCCUACAGGAGUCGACAGGUAACUUCUCGUCGCCCGGUUACCCAAACGGUUACCCCUCGUACACACACUGUGUCUGGAGGGUCUCUGUCACCCCGGGAGAGAAGAUUGUUCUAAACUUCACCACUCUGGACCUGUAUAAGAGUUCUCUCUGUUGGUAUGACUACAUAGAGGUUAGAGAUGGAUACUGGAGGAAGGCCCCACUGCUCGGUAGGUUCUGUGGAGACCAGGUUCCUGAGGGUCUGGUGUCAUCAGAGAGUCGGAUGUGGAUUGAGUUCAGAAGCAGCAGCAACUGGGUGGGCAAGGGGUUCACUGCUGCUUACGAAGCUAUCUGUGGGGGAGAGAUCUUAAGAGACCAGGGUCAGAUCCAGUCCCCUAACUAUCCUGAUGACUACCGUCCAUCUAAAGACUGUGUUUGGAAGAUCACCGUCUCAGAGGGAUACAAUGUAGGACUCAGCUUCCAGGCCUUUGAGAUCGAGAGACAUGACAGCUGCUCCUACGACUACCUGGAGGUGCGUGACGGCCCGGCUGAAUCCAGCCCUCUGAUUGGUCGGUUCUGUGGCUACGACAAACCAGAGGACGUCCGCUCCACCUCACACACUCUCUGGAUGAAGUUUGUCUCCGACGGGACCGUCAAUAAGGCCGGCUUCGCCGCCAACUUCUUCAGAGAGGAGGAUGAGUGUUCUAAGCCAGAUAACGGGGGCUGUGAACAGAGGUGUGUCAAUACGCUGGGCAGCUUCAAGUGUGCCUGCGACCCCGGGUACGAGCUGGCCCUGGACAAAAAGAGAUGUGAAGCUGCAUGUGGAGGUCUUCUGUCUAAGCUGAACGGAACCAUCUCCACUCCCGGCUGGCCCAAAGAGUACCCCCCCAAUAAGAACUGUGUGUGGCAGGUAGUUGCUCCAACCCAGUACAGGAUAUCGAUGCAGUUUGAAUCCUUUGAGCUGGAGGGCAACGAGGUGUGUAAGUAUGACUCUGUGGAGGUGCGUAGCGGCCUGUCGUCAGACAGUAAGCUGCAUGGAAAAUACUGCGGUACGGAGGUUCCCGAGGUCAUCACGUCACAGUACAACAACAUGAGAAUAGAGUUCAAGUCUGACAACACCGUGUCCAAGAAGGGCUUCAAGGCACACUUCUUCUCCGACAGGCCUGCGUCGUGUCACGAGCGCGUGUUUGUGUUUGAGUCGUGUCGCGACGCCAAGCGACCGCGACCCCGUAACCAUGGCAACCCGCCGGCGUCCUCAGGCUGGGUCAGAGGUAACCCCAUGACCUGGUCAUGA